Molecule: messenger RNA, 4927 nt
Organism: Pelobates fuscus (common spadefoot toad)
Lineage: Eukaryota; Metazoa; Chordata; Amphibia; Anura; Pelobatidae
Gene: SRPK3
Product: SRSF protein kinase 3
Exons: 16
Coding region: 349-2235 (628 amino acids)
Biological process (GO): peptidyl-serine phosphorylation; regulation of mRNA processing; spliceosomal complex assembly
Cellular component (GO): nucleus; cytoplasm
Molecular function (GO): ATP binding; protein serine/threonine kinase activity
Source: RefSeq, a predicted model, not a curated record
CUCUGACGCCCUCCAUCUCCUCCUUCCUUGUGACAUAAGCUCUCUUCUUCCUCCUCAGCCUGCAGCUGUCUUUUCCUCCAGCUCCCCUGCCUGUCUCUCUCAUCACCCUUACUUCACUCACAUUGAUCCCUCUCUUCUGUCUGCAAGGGUCUGUCCCCCUCACUGAUCCCCCUCUAACCUCCCAUUUUUUCUUCUAAUUCCUUCCCCAUCUUGCCCCCUCUGUUAUACACUAUUUAUUUUCUCCUCAUCCCAGCUGUCUCUUUCAUUCUCACUCUCAGACCCACUGUGCAACUGUCUCUUCUCCCCCAUGAUGUCUCUUCCCCUCUCCACCAACUCUCCAAGUCUGUCAUGAGCUCCAAGAAAGUCUCCAGUAACAGCCAGGGCAAAAAAAGCAAGAAGAAGCACAGGAGACAGAAGAAAGCAGCAGAUCGCGAGGUAUCCGGUAUUCCAGAAGCUCGCAGCCCCAGUAUAGACAGCCAGACGGGUUUUCCAGAGCCUUGCCUACAGGAUGUGCCUUUAUCUCCAAAACCACCUCCUACACCGCCAACCCCAGUGCUGCCUCCUCCAGGUCUUCUUGGAUCUGACAAUGAGGAGCAAGAGGACCCUGGAGAUUACUGCAAAGGAGGCUAUUACCCAGUAAAAAUCGGAGACCUCUUUAAUGGCCGAUACCAUGUUGUACGGAAGCUGGGCUGGGGCCACUUCUCCACAGUUUGGCUAUGCUGGGACCUACAAAGAAAACGUUUUGUGGCUCUAAAGGUUGUGAAGAGUGCUUUGCAUUAUACCGAGACAGCCGUGGAUGAGAUUAAACUGCUCAAAUGUGUCAGGGACAGUGACCCAAGUGACCCGAAGCGGGAGAUGAUCGUGCAACUCAUUGAUGAUUUCAAGAUAUCUGGUGUGAAUGGUGUUCAUGUCUGUAUGGUAUUGGAGGUCCUGGGACAUCAACUACUUAAGUGGAUUAUCAAGUCCAACUAUGAAGGCCUUCCUCUUCUUUGUGUCAAGAGCAUCCUGCGACAGGUUUUGCAAGGCCUGGAUUAUUUGCACAGCAAGUGUAAAAUCAUCCAUACCGACAUCAAGCCGGAGAACAUCCUGAUGUGCGUGGACGAAGGGUACAUCCGACGGAUUGCUGCUGAGGCCACCAUCUGGCAACAGUCAGGAGAACCUCCUCCGUCUGGCUCUGCUAUCAGCUCCGCUCCACCCUCACACCACAAUCUGAAUGGGAAGGUUUCUAAGAAUAAGAAGAAGAAGAUGAAACGUCAGCAGAAACGUCAACAGAAGUUGCUAGAAGAACGACUUAGAGACAUUCACAGCAUGGAGGACCUGGGUGGGCUGGAACAAGAGUCUAAUGCAUCCUACCUUAACCACAACCAGAUAAACCAUGACUUAAAUGGAAAGUCUGAAGGCACCUCUCAGCUUGCAACUCAACCUGUACCCUCCAUGUCUGGUGAUCAAGAGGGUGCAGACUCUUCUUUUGGAAGUGGAGGAACCACAUGCCUUGCUCAGAGCCCCCAAUCAUCAAGCAUGUAUGAGAACUGCAAUGGGUACAGUGUUUGUCCUCGUGGUGUCAGUCCAGACACUCACACCUCAGGCUUUUCCAGCUCUGCUUUUUCUGCAACAUCGGGCUCUGCCAUAUCUGGAUACUCCACGGGUCGAGAAAGAGGAGGCCUUCUUUCUCCAGGCUUCUCUUUCAGAUCUGCAGAUUUCCUAGUUAAUCCCCUGGAUCCACAAAACGCGGACAAAAUUGAAGUCAAGCUUGCCGACUUGGGGAACGCAUGCUGGGUGCACAAACAUUUCACUGAAGACAUUCAGACAAGACAAUAUCGCGCCUUAGAGGUUUUAAUAGGAGCUGGUUAUGGAACACCUGCAGAUAUAUGGAGUACUGCAUGUAUGGCUUUUGAACUGGUGACUGGAGAUUACCUGUUUGAGCCGCACUCAGGGGAAGAUUAUACACGUGAUGAAGAUCACAUUGCACACAUCAUUGAGCUUCUUGGGGAUAUCCCUCCACAUUUUGCACUGUCGGGACGUUACUCCAGAGAGUACUUCACAAGAAGAGGUGAACUAAGGCACAUACAGAACCUAAAGCACUGGGGACUCUUCGAAGUUCUGGUGGAGAAAUACGAGUGGUCACUGGAAGAAGCUACUCAGUUUUCAGACUUUCUGCUUCCCAUGUUGGAAUUCCUUCCAGAAAAGAGAGCCACAGCCUCACAGUGCCUCCAGCACCCGUGGCUUAACUCCUAAACCAAGCUGUGAAUGUCCCUGACCACAGCCGAGUACAUACGGACAGAAUAUUGAGGAACAUAUUCCACUAAGGGGGCACCCACUAUGUUAAGACUUGGACAUGGCUUUAGGUGUACAGGAAAAGGUCAUAAUAAGUAUUCUGGAUUGUUAAAUAUUUGCAAUAGUUAAUCUAUCAGCUGCAGAGCAUCCAGAGCAGAAAGGAAAGUCACCAUUACUAGUACAGAUAUAUGACAAAGGCUGCUUUAAUUUAGUCUUCCACUAAUUAAACUGGAGCAAAAACGCUUGCUGAACGACCGGAUGAAAACGUAUCUACAGGAGUUCAGAUGAAGUUUUUUUUUAUAUAACCCAGUUUUUAUGUUGAAAGACUGCUAAUCGGAUGUGACAGAUGUUUUUAUACAACGUAAAAUGCAAAAGCCAAAACGGGAUGUGGCUUUAAAAGGACAAUCCACCGAGGGACAAAAUAGCUGUACGUUUCAGUAAGUAAUUUGUUUUCCUGUGAAGCACUCUGUGCACCUCAAAGUAUUAUGUGUAACGAGAUCCAGCAGCUAUUUCUUGCUGCUGAUGUAAGGAGUCACUUGCUUGGCAACAAAGACGUAUACGAUUAGUCAUUUUGCAGUGUUUUAGCAGUGACUUGCCACACUCUGUAAAGUGCACUAUACACAGGAAGAAAUGUUAUUAAUGACAGAAGUACGUAUGUGAGAGGUAGAUUCACAGAAACAACAGUCAGAAAUACAACUUUUUUUUUUUAUAUAGCUGUAGCUUGUUAUGAGAAAUGAGGUUUGUGGUGUGACUGUUCUAAAAAAUGAAGAAUUCCAAACUUUGUUAUGCCACAACAAGCUCUGCCCGUCAGUUGGCCCCAAACAGGGUCAGUACCGGAGUUAAAUAUGAUACAGGAAUUAUAAGUAAGUGGGUACAAUAAAAUGUAAAAACCUAAAACAUUGUAAAGCACCCAGGUUUAUUAGGGCUGCUUGGCAAAUCUUGUUUAUUGGGAUUUAUUUUCAAAACAAAUUUUAGUGAAAUUAAACAUUUAUGUAUAAAUUACUGGUUUGCAAAAAAACUUUGCAACACAUCUAUAGUCACAGCUUGACUCUCUUGCCUAAUUUUUGCAAUUCAGUUAUCAAUUCAAUACAAUGCAGUGUUCAGGGAAUAAACCCCAUUUACCACCCCUCCUCACAAGUCACCAUGUACUCCUGCCUGCUGAACCCUUUCCAUUACCAUCCCUGUAACAUACUUUUCAUCAUAUGAACAUCCAAGAAUGAACAGAACUGGAGAUAUUUUCAGUUGAAAACCAGAAAACAAAUGAAAAAUGGCACUCUUGCCUUCUUUGUGUGGAGGAAUAAAAAAGGAGAUAAAGUUUGGUUUUUGAGUGGGGAAAUGACGACACAGAUGUAAUAAAUUACAUUUUGCUGAAUUUUAUUGGAAAUUAUCAGAAAUCUGCAUUCUCUAAAAACAAUUUGUCAAUUGUCGACCGAAAUCUAUUUGACGGAUUGCCUCCCUCCCCCUUUGGUUUUUAUGGUACAUUAAUGUUAACAGUACCGCCCACUGUUCAGCAAGUACACGGUUGUGGUAUUCCUAUAGAGGCUGUAAUACUCUUGAUGGAUGGGUACACACAAAAAUAAAAAGCCCCUGUUGGCACAAAUUUCUCAGAAGUAUAAUACAAGCUUUUCUCAAAUUCCAUCUUGUUUUAACUCCAAACUGAAUUUUAGAACACACCAGUUCUCAAAGCAGUACUCAAGAAAUAUCAACACACAUGGCAAUAACCAGUUGUGGGAUGUCAGUGAUAUUUGAACAAUUAGUGGUCGAGAAAAGAAAAAGCCACGGAGCAAGCCAACAUUCUGCAACCUCCAUGUUCCCAUCUUCUCAAAAAAGGAUUGUAUACCUAUUCCCAAUGAACUGCGUGUAGUCCUAAAACAUGUGCCAUUGUCCUAAUCCUCACACAGGCACUCAUUAAAACACAAACAUAAUUUUAACUUCUUCCUGUUACUCAUCCAAGGGCAGACUGUUAUUUUUAAGUUAAUGCGUUUUUCUAUAUAUUCAUUCAGGAUGGAAAAUUUUAUUUACUAAACACUACAAUGGAAACCGAAUUGCAAAGUUUAGGCAAAACAUGCUAAUUUUGAAAAAAUUGUUUAAGUCAUCUAUAGUCACAGUUUAGCGAUUUUAGACUACAUUUUGCAAUUUGGUUUUCAAUUCACUGUUGAGUGAAUACAAAUAAAUGAAUCUUUAUCUCCCAAGAUGGUUGCAGUGUAUUUGUGCAGCAAUAGUUAUUGAAAUAAAUCAAUUCAUAGUAUUAUGCAGAUACGUUAAUAUCAGGGAUGGCCAAAGUAUAGAUACCCAGCUGAUGUAGAAACUAUGGCUGGCAAAGCAUCAUGGGCUUCCUCAGCUGAGAAUCUACUUUGUGAAUUCCCCCCUGUAAUAAGUAAUCUGCAUGAUGAUCGAUGUAAACGUCAUAACAAGUGGCGUCAUCACAAGCAGUAUCACUGCCGUACGCAAGGACGUCACACGCUCAGUUGAUUAUGACAAAUAAGCUAAGGCAUAAUCAGAGGGAAAUUUGAUUAUUGACGUAUGUGAAAGUUGCAGCCCGAAUUGUGUUAGUGUGUGUCUGAGUGCUGCAGGUAUCUGUCUAUGAAACAGAACUCUGUGUUACCUUGUUUGGAAUGUGCGUAUAUUGUCAUUAAACGGAUAUAAAGAAGAA